Messenger RNA from Tarenaya hassleriana, 1561 nucleotides. RefSeq names its product endoplasmic reticulum-Golgi intermediate compartment protein 3-like. The transcript is spliced from 12 exons. The record is from RefSeq and is a predicted model, not a curated record. NCBI's taxonomy places the organism in Eukaryota, Viridiplantae, Streptophyta, Magnoliopsida, Brassicales, Cleomaceae. Gene Ontology annotation, cellular component: endoplasmic reticulum; COPII-coated ER to Golgi transport vesicle. The coding region runs from base 228 to 1298 and encodes 356 amino acids.
CAUCCGAUGUAGAGUUUUCUUCUUCCAUUUAAAAAUAAUGAGGAAAUUUUCCCUCUAGGGCUGGUGGAGAUCAUGCUGUAAAUCUGAUUUCGAUAGAAAUUAGCUGGGUAGAGAUUAUUUUCGCGAGGAAAAAAAUUCCCCUUUCUCUCUCGUUGAACCUGGUUGAUUGAUUAGGAUUCGAAUCAAUAGUGAGCGUAAAAGUCUUUGAUUUCGAAGAAGAGAGGAACAUGGGUGUGAAGCAGGCUCUGAGGAGCCUUGAUGCGUUUCCUCGGGCAGAGGAUCACUUGCUUCAGAAGACGCAAUCCGGUGCCAUCGUGUCGGUUAUUGGCCUCGUUGUAAUGGUCACUUUGUUCUUGCACGAGCUCAGUUACUAUCUCAACACAGUUACAGUUCAUCAGAUGUCAGUGGACUUAAAGCGUGGAGAAACUCUUCCAAUCCAUAUAAACGUGACAUUUCCUUCUUUGCCUUGUGACGUAUUGAGUGUGGAUGCUAUCGACAUGUCGGGCAAGCAUGAAGUGGAUCUUGACACAAACAUUUGGAAACUCCGUCUCAACGGCCAUGGUCAUAUCAUUGGCACGGAGUAUAUAUCUGAUCUUGUUGAAAAGGAACAUGAUCAUUCAUCAUCUCAUCACAAGCAUGAAGACGGGAAAGAAGAACAUAAGGAUCAUACCGAAACAUUCAAUUUUUUGGGAUUUGAUCAAGCUGCUGAGAAGAUGAUUAAGAAGGUGAAGGAAGCAUUGGAAAAUGGAGAAGGAUGUCGGGUCUAUGGUGUUCUAGAUGUUCAAAGGGUUGCUGGAAACUUCCACAUCUCAGUGCAUGGCUUGAACAUUUACGUUGCUCAGACGAUUUUUGGAGGGUCCAAAAAUGUAAACGUGAGUCAUAUAAUUCACGACUUAUCAUUUGGGCCGAAGUACCCCGGAAUUCACAACCCACUCGAUGGCACAGUGCGAAUUCUGCACGACACAAGCGGAACAUUCAAAUACUACAUAAAGAUUGUUCCGACAGAGUAUAGAUACCUCUCAAAAGAAGUUCUGUCAACUAAUCAGUUCUCUGUGACGGAAUACUACUUGCCAAUGAGGGAGUUUGACCGUACAUGGCCAGCGGUUUACUUCUUAUACGAUCUGUCGCCAAUCACGGUGACAAUCAAGGAAGAACGUCGUAGUUUUCUCCAUUUCAUCACCCGGCUUUGCGCUGUGUUGGGCGGUACAUUCGCUUUGACGGGAAUGCUGGAUCGUUGGAUGUUCCGUUUGAUCGAAUCACUCACGCGGAAGCCGAGUUCAAGAAGCAUACUCAAGUGAGUGAACGCACCCAAAAAAAAAAGAGAAGCCGAUCAUAGAAGUGUACACACACACACAAUCAGUCCAAGAUUCUCGGAGGGGACAGAACAUGAAAGAAGAUGCGAAACUCAGUCGAUAACUCAGAAGAUGCAGAUUUCUUGUAACUUUUUGUGCAUUUGAAUCUUUUUAGCUAAUGUGUUCUUGCAUUAUGGUUUUAGGUUUACGUUACAUUUCCUAAGGAUAUGCAUGCAUAUAUCCAAUGGGUUAUCCGAUUAAUUACACAA